Molecule: messenger RNA, 1693 nt
Organism: Belonocnema kinseyi
Lineage: Eukaryota; Metazoa; Arthropoda; Insecta; Hymenoptera; Cynipidae
Product: ankyrin-1-like
Exons: 2
Coding region: 125-997 (290 amino acids)
Molecular function (GO): protein binding
Source: RefSeq, a predicted model, not a curated record
CUGGCGUCUCAUUAAACUCCCCAGUCGACAUUAACAAACGUUGGUAAACAGUUGAUAAACGUUUAGUCAUUCGCUUCGUACGGUCCACACAUCAAAGACAAAAAUAAAGAUUCGAGUGAACGUAAUGGCAUCCCAGAUUAUGAAUAACAUGGACGUGUUGGAUGUUUCCACAAAACUUCAAAAAGACCUGGAAGAAUCUCUAAUCUCAAGGAUUUUGAAUGCAGUAGAAAUAUUUAUGAAGGAAGAAGAUAGACUCCCAAAAAAUGGGGAGGACGACAGUACCACUAGAUUCCGGGACUUGAUAAAUUUUUUUCUCAUCCAGAAGAAGGAUUUCGACAUCUUGAGUCCAAAUUAUGCAACACUUCUUCAUUUUGUUGUGAAACACGGGGACAAUGAAAGUUUCAAGUCACUUUUGGACGGCAAAAGUAAUUUCGACGUGAAUGCUCACAACUCGAAAGGAACGACCUUGAUGCACGUUGUUGCCAUAAAUGGUACGUGCCAGAUGAUGCAGGAACUUCUGGAUCGCGGUGCCGACAUUAAUAUCCGAACCGGACAAAAUGACAUAGUACAUCAAAAUGCAACAUUUAAUAACUUAUCCUUUAAUAUCACAUCGUUUAAUAAUAAUGAUGGUGAAAUUGAAGGAUAUACUCCUCUUCAUUGUGCCGCCUAUGCGGGAAAUUUUGAAGUUUUGCGGAUGCUUCUGAACAAGGGCGCGGACAUUAACGCUAUCUCCUAUUACGGAACGCCCCUUCAUUUCGCCUGUGGUGAAAUUAACGGUAAUCUUGAGCACGAUUAUUUGCUUAAAAAGAAAAGCUAUUGGUCCGAAGAUAAAAAAAUUAGUGAUGUUGAUCGUGCCAAACUUGUUCAAAUGCUUCUUGAUCGGGGUGCGCGUAUCGAUGUGACAGAUUCAAAUAGGAAAACGGCACUUCAAAGGGCCUGCUUUAAUGCUAAUUUACCAAUAAUAGAGGUUCUUUUGGAUCAUGUUGCCCCGAUUUAAAAACAAUGAGGCAAAUAUGGUGUCAAAGUAAAUAUAUAUCACAGUAUUUAUAUAUUAAUGUUAUUUUAUAUAUGUCAAUUUAUACUAGCUUUUCAAUUUUUCUGUGAUAUGAAGCAUGAGUCAUUUUCGUCUAAAUUAAAUUAUAUAUUUUUACUGCGCAAUGGAAAUGUGUCGAUGUGAUUUUAAGCGUAAGCAAAAGUGUGGAAAUAUUGUGUCUUUGUGAUCAUUUUAUAUUUUUUUCAUGGUAACUAAUUGUUUUUACCAUUUCUAGAAAACAGACUCGAGAGUGUCGACAAUUUUAUUUUAUUAACCCUGAAAAAUGAGAAUUUUAUAUGCCAAAUUAUGUGCCUAUAAGUAUAGAGUUUUAAUUUAAAGGGAUGGCGAUGAUGUCCAUAGUCUGAUAUUUUUUGAACAAUAAUUAUUGAAGAUAAUGACUAUUUUGUUAUUGUAAUAGUCAUAUGAAAAAAUAUAUGUAGAGAGAAUUUUGGAAUGGUAAAUGUUCUUUUCUUUUUCUUCGCCGUGACAAUUUAUUGGAAGUUUCCAAUUUUUUACAAUGGAAAGAAAGGUUUUUUUUACCUUUUAAUAUUUAUGAGAUAAAUGAUAUAUUUCUUGAUAGUGUAAUAAGCCGAAUAUUCUUGUCGCGUUAUUUUGUAAUGAUAUCGAAAGAAUAAUAAAAUGUAAUUUUUCAUUAAAAAA